Colletotrichum paranaense is the source of this 3813-nucleotide messenger RNA. RefSeq names its product fungal specific transcription factor domain-containing protein. The record is from RefSeq and is a predicted model, not a curated record. The transcript has 4 exons. Gene Ontology annotation, molecular function: DNA binding; zinc ion binding. Lineage: Eukaryota; Fungi; Ascomycota; Sordariomycetes; Glomerellales; Glomerellaceae. Gene Ontology annotation, biological process: DNA-templated transcription. Bases 1 to 3813 code for a protein of 1270 amino acids.
AUGGCUGUGCUCCAGUGGCCAAGUGUGCCGAAUCUUGAAGAGGACGGUGACCUUGAAUUUCCCGGAGUUGUGCUAUUGAAGCAGCAGCAGCAGCAACAACAAGAAACCGAUCAACACUACCAUCGAAACGAGCAACUAUCACAGCACAACUACUUUGGAUUUGAAGAAGAGACAAAACAAGACACCGGGUUGCCAGAAUUAGGCAAAGAAACCGACAGUGAGGUUCGAAAGCACAGCCUCGACCAUCACGUCAGCCGCGACCUGGACUUGAACUUGACCUUCAGCCUUGACCUCGGCAUCGACGGUGACAUUGACCUUCCAGCGGCUCAUGUUGAUGCAGCCGAAUCUGGGAUUCUGGCAGAGAACAAUUACAACGCGAUUGCCGGUCUGCGGCAACAAAGCGAACCCAAUCUAACCCCCAGCAGCUCCGGCACUAGCAGCUCCACCGCCCCCGGUUCCACGUCCCGCAGGCCCAUCCUCUUCUCAUCAGCAUCAGCACCGGCGCCAGCACCAGCACCCGCAUCAGCAUCAGCAUCAGGGGAAACACCAUUUGCCCACCCCCACUCCCACCACUCCUUGUUCUCGCUGACCUCACCCCCCCUCCACCCGCAUCCGCAUCCGCACCCGCACACGCACCCGCACCCACGCCACCUGAACAAUUCUCGUACACAUCAGAAGCACCAGAAGAAGUACCAGAAGCCUUACCAGCGUCAGCAGCAGCAGGGCCACUACCUCCAACACCAACACCACGCCCACUCCCCGUACCCAGCCGGCCAGGCCAGCCACCAGCACCACCACCAUAAUCACCAGGCUCCGCUGCCUCCGUCCAUCCCAGUCUCGGUCUCAGUCCCAGCACCACCAACAACAGCACCACCAGCACAAACACAUCCAGAGCCUGCGCCAGAGCCAGACGUUGUUGCGCCUGGGCCACCAGAGCCAGUGACUCGGCCGCUGCCACACCUGUUCCCUCCCACUGGCCCUCCUCCCAUUACUAGUCGACCCGAGAAAUUCGUCGACGAACCUCUUCACCAUUACCCUCACGACUCCGUCGCAGCUCACGCUUCACGGUCGCCCAUGGAUGUCGAUAUGUCGUCGACCGACCUUUCGGCUCAGCAGCAGCAACAGCAGCAGCACCUAAACCAGCAACAAUCACCACAAAAAUCAGAGUCGCCAUCACAGGCCCCAGGAACCUCCACCAAUCCAGCUGGCGGGAGUCCCAACGCUCAAGGUAGCUCUGCUGCUGCUGCCGCCGCGGCCGCGGCCGCCGCGAACCACUUGAGUUUUCGCAGCGAGAAAGGAGAUAAUGCUGAAGAGCGUUCACCGAGAGCUCCCAGUGUUCCUGCGCCAGGACCUGGGACCUUCCCGCCGCGGACUCCUGCUGUCUAUCACACCACAGAUGGCACGCCGUCGUCCACCUAUACCGAGUCGCAAGCCCGAAAGGAGGAAGUCGAUAGUGGCACUUAUCUCAACCUGGUGAUGAAACCAAAGUUCACGAGAGCCCCUAUAACGGAUGCUGGCAGGGUCGCGUACCUCGGAGAGUCGUCCAAUUUGACGUUGCUUGUACACGAUCGACAAGGCUCGUCAGACGUAGUGCACUAUCCUCUACCCGAAAAUGUGAGGGGUUCCAGGGCCCGAUUGACCGAGCUGGACAACGUCGAAAUCGAUAUCCUGCACCAACGCGGCGCCUUCCUUCUACCGCCCAGAUCUUUAUGCGACGAGCUUAUCGACUCCUACUUCAAAUGGAUCCAUCCGAUCGUUCCGGUCAUCAAUCGUACCCGCUUCAUGCGACAGUAUCGCGACCCCAAGAACCCGCCGUCCCUUUUAUUACUGCAGGCUGUGCUGCUGGCCGGCUCAAGAGUCUGCACGAAUCCACAGCUGAUGGAUGCCAAUGGUUCGACGACGCCCGCUGCCCUGACCUUCUACAAAAGGGCAAAGGCGCUCUACGAUGCCAACUACGAAGACGAUCGGGUGACCAUUGUGCAGUCAUUAUUGUUGAUGGGGUGGUACUGGGAAGGACCUGAAGAUGUCACCAAGAACGUUUUUUAUUGGAGUCGAGUCGCCACCAUCGUUGCUCAGGGUUCUGGAAUGCAUCGAAGUGUUGAGCAGUCACAACUCAGCCGCUCCGACAAGAGGCUGUGGAAACGAAUCUGGUGGACUCUCUUUACACGAGACAGGUCUGUUGCCGUUGCUCUCGGCCGACCAGUUCACAUCAACCUCGACGACUCCGACGUCGAGAUGCUCACUGAGGAUGACUUUAUCGAGGAUGAUGGCGACCGUAACAGCGAGUACCCUCCAGAUCCCAUACACGUGCAGUUCUUCAUGCAGUACGUCAAGCUUUGCGAAAUCAUGGGCCUGGUGCUGUCUCAGCAGUACUCGGUAGCCUCCAAAGGACGACAGAGAAACGCCAUCGACUUGACCCAUAGCGAUAUGGCUCUCGCCGAUUGGCUCCAAAAUUGCCCAAAGAUCGUGUACUGGGAGGUUGCUCGGCAUCACUUUUGGUCAGCCCUGCUACACUCGAAUUACUACACAACACUGUGCCUCUUACACAGAGCUCACAUGCCGCCAAAUGGAGGCAGUCGUUUCCCUGACGAUUCUCCAUAUCCUUCACGAAACAUUGCGUUCCAAGCCGCGGCUAUGAUCACCUCUAUCAUCGAGAACUUGGCAGCUCAUGGCGAACUUCGAUUCUGUCCGGCAUUUGUUGUGUACAGCUUGUUUUCGGCCCUGAUCAUGCACGUCUACCAAAUGCGGUCGCCGGUCCCAUCGAUUCAGCAGGUAACCCAGGACAGGUUAAGAACAUGCAUGCAGGCCCUCAAGGAAGUGUCGCGAGUUUGGCUGGUAGGAAAGAUGGUGUAUACCUUAUUUGAGUCCAUCAUAGGAAACAAAGUGCUCGAGGAACGGCUGCAGAAGGCUGCGGGUAAGAGGCACAGGAAAGCGCAACAGGCGUUGGCACAGCUGGAGCAGCAACAGCGGCCGCAGGACGUUGCCAAGAGGAAGUACGACGACAUGGCGAUCGACUUCAGCGUCAAUACUCCAACGCCUCAAGAGUCUUAUGAAAGAUCGCGUCCGCAGACCCCUAGCCAUAUGAAGGGCGACGGAGGUUCAAAUCAGCAGACGAUGCCGCCUCCGAUCACAUCACCUAAUGCGAGACAGAACGCAGACACGUUCAUGGGCGGAACCUCCUCUAGGCCACAGACCAGACCAGCGACGCCCUUCAACCCUUCAUUCUCGGUGCCGGCCACACCGCCAGACCUGUAUCUUGUUACACGCAACUCGCCGAAUAUUUCUCAGUCCUUGUGGGAAAACUUCCAACCCGACCAGCUUUUCCCAGACAGCGCAAGUAUGCCUGCAUUCCCGCACAUGUCACCGCCACCGAAUCACCAUGGCAUAGAUACAGGCCUCAUGGCGCAGCUGCAUAAUCAAAACACGUCCCAUGGUCUACCAGCACAAAGCACUCAGUUCCAAGCACGUGGCCCUACCAAACAAGGAUUGAGUGGAAGCCCUCAGCAAGGCGCGAACGUCCUGGGGUCUGGCAUGCAGGGUUUCCAGCAGCAGCAACCGCAGCAGCAACAACAGGCACAGGGGCAAGGGCAGAGCUCCAACAACAAUAACAGCCUCAACAGCAAUCUCUGGACAGCGAAUUUCGACGGCUUGAUGCCGGAUGGACAAAGCCCAAGUGACAGCUGGAGUACAGGAUCAGCUCAAGGGCAACCUGUUCCAAACACGCUCAAUGUUGAAGAUUGGUUCCAAUUCUUUGGUAUCAAUAACGGUGACCUGGCUAGCAUGAAUCUUGAUUUGGGGUUAGGUCCUCAGUAG